Messenger RNA from Oncorhynchus keta (chum salmon), 1182 nucleotides. Its product is annotated as H/ACA ribonucleoprotein complex non-core subunit NAF1-like. Gene Ontology annotation, biological process: box H/ACA snoRNP assembly; ribosome biogenesis. Gene Ontology annotation, molecular function: RNA binding. Gene Ontology annotation, cellular component: sno(s)RNA-containing ribonucleoprotein complex. The coding region runs from base 429 to 881 and encodes 150 amino acids. The transcript is spliced from 3 exons. NCBI's taxonomy places the organism in Eukaryota, Metazoa, Chordata, Actinopteri, Salmoniformes, Salmonidae. The record is from RefSeq and is a predicted model, not a curated record.
CGAAAGAAAGGUUCCACAACCCGGAAGACAACAAGACCACGUUGUUUCCGAAUCAAAACGUGUUGCGAACAGCAGAGUAACGUUACUGAGAGUAGCAGAGAGCAGACUGCCGAGAGAACAGCUUUGUAGCCUUAACUACUCGAACGUGUGAUAGUCUCUACCCAGCAACGGGAUGGAGGCCCAACCAGAGGAGACGGCUUUGGUACCGGAGGUUCUUCAGAGCUCAGCAGAGACACACGGAGAGGAACUGGAACUGAACAACGGUACCAGCACCAAGCACCUGGAGGACGGAUGCACAGCUGAGACAGAACCUCAGGGACUGACCUCCGGGACCUCAGACAGCCAUUUACCGGGAGAGUUAACGGGAGGAGCAGAGGAGAUGGAGGUUACAGAGUAUCUCAGCUCUGUCUCGAGCUCCGAGCUGGGAGAUGGAACCACACACCUUCCCCAGGACCUCUCCCGGGACCUCUCUCAGGACCUCUCUCAGGACCUCUCCCAAGACCCCUCCCAAGACCUCUCCCAGGACCCCUCCCAGGACCCCCCAGGACCUCUCCCAGGACCCCUCUCAGGACCCCCCCCAGGUACUGCUGACGUUACAGGACGGUGUCAGGGACCAGCAGGACAGCAGCAGCUCCUCAGACAGUGAUUCAGACUCCUCUUCCUCCGGUGUGACGCUGGCUGUUGUGUUAGGUCAGGCAGAUGAAGAUGAUGAUGACGACGAAGGCUUCGGUCGGGCAAGGAAACCCUGUUCCAUCAAAACCCUGGAUGAGAUCCUGCCUGAGGAGUUGCCUGCUGUCGAGGAGUUGACGGUUGUUCUACCAGAGGAGGCGGAGAUACUGCCCCUAGGAUCAGUCACCAGUAUCAUCCAACAGCUGGGUUAGUCCCUCCCCCUAGGACCAGUAUCAUCUAACAGCUGGGUUAGUCCCUCCCCCUAGGAUCAGUCACCAGUAUCAUCCAACAGCUGGGUUAGUCCCUCCCCCUAGGACCAGUAUCAUCUAACAGCUGGGUUAGUCCCUCCCCCUAGGACCAGUAUCAUCUAACAGCUGGGUUAGUCCCUCCCCCUAGGACCAGUCACCAGUAUCAUCCAACAGCUGGGUUAGUCCCUCCCCCUAGGACCAGUCACCAGUAUCAUCCAACAGCUGGGUUAGUCCCUCCCCCUAGGACCAGUAUCAUCUAACAGCU